AUGAGGUUCCCAAAUCUGAUUGUCACCCUUCUCCUCGGUCUCGGAGUCACAGCUAGCACUGCAUGGGACAACCCUCAGGUUAGCCUCGACUAUGGAACCUUCGAAGGUCAAUAUGAUAGCACCUACAACCUCUCAUAUUUUCGCAAGAUCCCAUUUGCUGCACCACCAACAGGAGAGAACCGCUUUCGUGCGCCUCAGCCACCACUUAAGAUCACUGGAGGCCUCUAUGACACAAACCAGGACUUCGACAUGUGCCCCCAGCGUACGGUCAACGGAACCGAAGAUUGUCUCUACUUGGGUCUAUUCUCACGACCAUGGGAUCUGGCUAAGCAUACUAGCAGACCCGUGCUAGUAGUCUUCUACGGCGGAGCUUUCAUUCAAGGUAGCGCGGCAUUUACCAUGCCACCAUCCUCAUUCCCAGUCCUCAAUGUCAGCAACAUCAACGACUACAUCGUUAUUUACUCCAACUACCGUGUCAAUGCCUUCGGUUUCCUACCUGGCAAGGCAAUCAAGGACUCGCCGACCUCAGAUCUAAACCCGGGACUAUUAGAUCAACAAUAUGUCUUAAAAUGGGUCCAGAGCCACAUUCACCAUUUCGGUGGCAACCCUCACAACGUAACAAUAUGGGGCCAGUCGGCCGGUGCCGGCUCAGUAGUCGCGCAAGUCCUCGCAAACGGCCGCCAUGGUCAGCCGAAACUAUUUUCCAAAGCCCUUGCCAGCUCGCCGUUCUGGCCUAAGACUUAUAAAUACAAUGCACCCCAAGCAGAAGAAAUAUACACCCAACUAGCGAACCUAACAGGCUGUGCUAGCUCUAAUAACGCUGGCAAGACACUCGCCUGUCUCAAAUCCGUGGACGUCCAGAAGAUACGCGACGCAAGCCUGAUCAUCGGCGCAAGCCACAGUUGGACAACGAGCUCCUACACCUGGGCGCCUGUGAUAGACGGGGCUUUCCUCGUCGAGACACUUACAGACACUGUGAACAGGGACUCCCUGAACACAGAGUUUGUCUGGGGAAUGUACAACAGCCACGAGGGCCAGAACUUCGUUCCGUCGGGUCUUGACAGCGCUGUUUUGGUAAAUGGAUUUAAUUCCUCCGUUGCUAGUUUCCACCAAUGGCUUUCCGGUUUCGUGCCUGGGUUGUCGGCCAAGAAGAUUCGUGAGGUGGAAUCUCUUUAUUAUCCCGCCGAGGGGAGUACGGAGACUAUGCAUCAUUAUAAUACUUCCUAUGUGCGGGCUGGCUUGGUUUAUCGGGAUGUUGUGCUUUCUUGUCCGGCUUAUUGGAUUGCGUCAGCUGCGACAAAGAAAGGGUAUCUUGGGGAGUAUACGAUUUCCCCUGCGACGCAUGGGAGUGAUACUAUUUAUUGGAACAGGAUCAACGCUGCUCAAAAGACUAACCCUGUUGUUUAUGAAGGCUACGCUGGCGCCUUUGCGAGCUUCUUCCAGACUGGAGACCCGAAUGCACACAAGGUGACGGAUGAUUCGCAGCUAGGUGUGCCAGAACUGCAUACGGGCGAGGAGUUUGUUGUUGUGGAUGAUGGGUUCGAGAAUGUGAAGCUGGUCGAGUUGAAGAGGCGGUGCGACUUCUGGCGAAAGCUGGGGAAAAAAAUACCUGUGUGA
Penicillium griseofulvum is the source of this 1617-nucleotide messenger RNA. RefSeq names its product putative carboxylesterase. The record is from RefSeq and is a predicted model, not a curated record. Lineage: Eukaryota; Fungi; Ascomycota; Eurotiomycetes; Eurotiales; Aspergillaceae. The coding region runs from base 1 to 1617 and encodes 538 amino acids. The transcript has 2 exons.